Messenger RNA from Exserohilum turcica Et28A, 6993 nucleotides. RefSeq lists its product as uncharacterized. Gene Ontology annotation, molecular function: phosphopantetheine binding; fatty acid synthase activity; 3-oxoacyl-[acyl-carrier-protein] synthase activity. The record is from RefSeq and is a predicted model, not a curated record. Gene Ontology annotation, biological process: secondary metabolite biosynthetic process; fatty acid biosynthetic process. Lineage: Eukaryota; Fungi; Ascomycota; Dothideomycetes; Pleosporales; Pleosporaceae. The transcript has 5 exons. The coding region runs from base 1 to 6993 and encodes 2330 amino acids.
AUGUCUGGACAACAGAAACUUUACCUUUUUGGUGAUCAGACUUAUGAGGUCCAAUCACGCUUGAAAGAGCUUCUCCAGUACAGGACGAAUCCAGUGCUCGAUGACUUCCUUCUCAAGUCAUACGACGCCAUUCGAACCAACAUCUCCAAUCUUCCUAUUCAGAUCCGCGAUAAUCUGCCAAGGUUUACAGCUAUCGAUGACCUUCUCCUGAUGGAGCCGACUUCGGGCAAGCGAUGCAUUCCUCUAGAGAUGGCAUUGACAUGCAUGUAUCAGCUGGGGGUUUUCAUCAGCCAGGAAGAGUCUGAUUACCCAAGUUCAGACAACUCUCGCUUCCUUGGUCUUUGUACAGGUACUCUGGCUGCGGCGGCAGUCAGCUGCAGUCGUAGCACACUUGACCUGAUUCCUCUUGGAGUGGCAGCUGUUGUUACUGCUUUCAAGACCGGCAUGCAUGUCACUGAUGUUGCACAACGUGUUGAGCCUUCUCAGGGAGCUCAGACCGACCGCAGCUGGUCUAUGCUUGUCGGUGGUACCGAUAGUGCAACUGAGGCUGUCAACAAGUUCCUCCAGGAGACCGACCUACCGUUGACCGACAGACCUUACAUUUCCGCAGUGGCACCUAGUGGAAUCACGGUCAGCGGACCCCCGAAUGCCUUGGCUCAACUUGCAGAUUCGAAGCAUUUCAAAGGCAUUCGAACAAAGAGCAUUCCAAUUUAUGGCCCUUACCACUGCCUUCAUCUCUCCUCACCGGAUGACGUCGAAGAGAUCUUAGUAGACCUGGAUGAGAAGAUCUCUGAGCGCGCUAGUCAAACUCCAGUGCUUUCGACUUCAGGAGUCGUCCUCGGCAUCAACAACUUCGGGACUUUGCUGAAGGAGGCGGUCUCGCAGAUCUUGCUGCAGCCAAUCAGCUGGCCCAACAUCAUCGAUGAAGUGCAAAAAUGGCUCUACGCCGCCGACCCUGAGUCUUUCAAGAUCGAUGCCAUCGCCACGACAGCAGAGCAGCUGAUCUACAAUGCUCUCAAGCAGACCGGCCUUAAGAGAUUGAUUUCCUCUCAGCCAGCCCAAGUCAAGCUAGCUGUGCCAGAACAGACAAAUGGUAAUCCAAAGCAGCCAAAGCUUGCUAUCAUCGGUGCAUCUGGUAGAUUCCCAGGCGCUAAGGACAACGAGGCGUUCUGGAACCUGCUAUAUCAAGGCCUCGAUGUUCAUAGAGAAGUUCCCGACUUUCACUGGGAUGCCAAGAGCCACGUCGAUCCUUCGGGCAAGAAAAAGAAUACUAGUGCUACGCCUUUCGGUUGCUGGCUAGAUAAUCCCAAGGAAUUCGACUGCAAGUUCUUCAACAUCAGUCCGCGCGAAGCGGCAGAAGUCGAUCCUGCGCAGCGUAUCGCCUUGAUGACUGCUUACGAGGCCAUCGAGCAAGCAGGUAUCGUACCUGACGCCACACCGAGCACGCGGCGCGAUCGUGUCGGUGUCUUCUAUGGUGUCACCUCCAACGACUGGAUGGAGACCAACUCUGCCCAGCAGAUCAGCACCUACUUCAUCCCCGGAGGCAAUAGAGCUUUCAUCCCGGGUCGUAUCAACUACUAUUUCAAGUUCAGCGGCCCAUCUUAUGCGGUCGAUACUGCAUGCUCUUCAAGCUUAGCGGGCAUCCACAUUGCUUGUAAUGCUCUUUGGCGUGGCGAUAUUGACACGGCGAUUGCAGGCGGUACUAAUGUACUGACAAAUCCUGACAUGACUGCUGGACUCGACAGAGGACACUUUCUCUCCCGCACAGGAAACUGCAAGACCUUUGAUGACGGUGCAGAUGGAUACUGCAGAGGCGAAGGUGUUGGUACCGUGAUCAUCAAGAGACUAGAUGAUGCCAUCGCCGAUAGGGAUCCUAUUCAAGCUAUUAUCCUCGGCGCUUACACGAACCACAGUGCAGAGAGCGAGUCGAUCACUCGUCCUCACAUCGGUGCUCAAAGUGCAAUCUUCAAGAAGAUUCUGAACCAAGGCGCCGUGGAUCCUUACGACAUUAGCUACGUUGAGAUGCAUGGCACAGGUACUCAGGCCGGAGAUGCCACUGAGAUGACUAGCGUGCUUCAGACUUUUGCACCACCUCUUGACGAAGUCAAGAAGCCACGUUCCGAGGAGCAGCCUCUGUAUCUUGGAAGCGGUAAAGCAAACAUCGGUCAUGGAGAAGCUGCGUCUGGUGUAUCGGCAUUAAUCAAGGUCCUUCUCAUGAUGCAGAAGAAUACGAUCCCACCCCAUGUUGGUAUCAAAACCAAGAUCAACCACAAAUUCCCGACCGAUCUUGACAGGAGAAACGUUAACAUCGCUCUGAAGCCUAUCCCAUGGGAGCGUACCGGAUCUCAGCCAAGGCGCACAUUUGUUAACAACUUCAGCGCUGCAGGCGGCAACUCGGCAUUGUUAUUGGAGGAUAGUCCAGUUUUCGAGAAACUUGAAGACAAUGAUCCAAGGACCGUCCACGUCAUUGCAGUCUCUGCCAAGAACGGUGUGUCUCUGCAAGGCAACCUCAAGUCGAUACAUAAGCACUUGAAGCAGAACCCAGACCUCUCUCUCAGUCAAUUGUCCUACACCACGACAGCUCGACGCAUGCAUCACCAGCAUCGUGUCAUGCUUGCUGGCAAGAACUCGGAAGAAUUGUGCCAGCAGAUUGAAAAGGCCAUUCAGGACAAGGCAGGCAUGACCAGACCCAAAACCGCUCCAAGGGUUUUGUUCACGUUCACAGGCAAUGGCGCUCAAUAUCCAGGUAUGGCCCGUGAGCUCUUCGACAAUUUCUCCGUCUUUCGCACUGAGAUGCGCUGCCUCGACAAGAUCGGUCGUAGUCUCGGAUUCCCAUCUAUGCUUCCUGUCAUCCAAUCCGACGAGCUAGACAUUGGCAAGUUCGCUCCAACUCCAGUCCAGCUUGCAACAACAUGUAUGCAGAUCGCAUUGGCCAGACUCUGGUCUUCUUUCGGCAUCCACCCUGCUGCCGUGGUCGGUCACUCUCUCGGCGAGUACGCUGCUCUGAAUGUAGCAGGUGUCUUGUCUGACACUGACACCGUAUACCUUGUCGGCAAGCGUGCUCAGCUUCUGGAGGCAAAGUGCCAAGUCGGCACUCACUCCAUGCUCGUCGUCAGAAGUGACGUGAGGACUGUCUAUGGCGCGCUUCAGGAUCGCCAGUUCGAGGUCGCAUGCAUCAACUCGCCAGUUGAGACCGUGCUCGCAGGACCAAAUGAAGACAUCACAACCUUCAGCGAGAUCCUUAAUGAGGCCGGUAUCAAGUCGACCUUGCUCAGGGUUCCUUAUGCUUUCCAUUCUUCGCAAGUGGACCCCAUCUUGGAAGACUUCGCUGGAUUGGCUUGCGGUGUCAAGUAUUCCACACCACGCGUGCCUGUUCUGUGCCCACUAGAUGGCCGCGUCGUCGAAAAGGCCGAAGUGUUUGUUGCCGAAUACUUCUCUCGCCACUGUCGCGAGCCAGUGGACAUGAUUACAGCACUCGAGCAAGCUCAGUCCAAGGGUUUCAUUACAGAUUCCACCAUGACCCUCGAGAUCGGCCCACAUCCGGCUGUCAGUGGCAUGGUCAAGGCCAACCUACCAAAGGUGGCGAAUCUACCUUCGCUGCAGCGUGGCAGAACAGCUUGCCAGACUCUGACUGCCGCACUUAAGUCCUUGUAUAUGGCAGGAGCCGAUCUCAGAUGGUCGGAGUAUCACCGCGACUUCUCCUCGGCCCAGAGGGUAGUUCAGCUUCCAGCCUACUGCUGGGAUUUGAAGGAGUAUUGGAUCCAAUACAUCAAUGACUGGUCACUGCGCAAGGGCGAUGCUCCUCUAGUUCUCGAACAGAGGACUUCCAAGCUUGAGAGUACUACCAUCCACAACAUUGUCGAAGAGACUGGCGAUGCCGAGAAGGCACAAAUCGUGGUCGAGGCUGAUAUUGCUCGCAAGGAUCUCAGUCCACUCGUACAAGGGCAUGAAGUCGAUGGCAUUCCACUUUGCACACCUAGCGUUUACUGCGAUAUCGCACUUACCCUCGGUACAUACCUUGUCGACAAGUAUCGACCAAAGCAAGAGCAGAGACUGGUCGACGUCGGAAAUAUGGACAUCUCCAAGGCUUUGAUCCUCAACUCGGCAGGAAACAAGCAGCUGCUCCAGGCUCACGCUGACGUUGACUGGGCCAAAAAUGCGGCCAGCAUUCGUUUUAUGUCGUUCAAUUCCAAGCAGAAGCUCCAAGAACAUGCUCGCUGCGUGGUGCGCUUCCAGGACCGCAGCCUCUUGACCAAGCUUGAGGGAGAGAAGGCAGCCAUCAAGAAAAAGAUGCAGGCUCUUCGUGAGGGUAUUUCCAAGGAGACCGUAGCGCGUUUCAACAGACCAAUGGUCUACAGAGCGAUCCGUCCUCUUGCUCGAUUCCACGAUGAUUAUCGUGCUAUCGACGAAGUCGUGCUGGACAGCAAUACUCUUGAGGCGACUAGCAAGCUCAGCUUCGGAACUGUCAAGAGAGAUGGUUGCUACCACACUCACCCCGCAGUCAUUGACGCUCUGACUCAGUCAUGUGGUUUCACAAUGAACUGCAACGACAGUGUUGACCUUGAUAAGGAAGUUUUCAUGAACCACGGCUGGGGCAGCUUCCAGAUCUUUGAACCAAUCAACCUCGACAAGACCUUCACCACGUACACCCAGAUGCACGAGGGCAAAGACAAGCUGUGGCACGGAGAUGUCGCCAUCUUCGAUCAAGAUGACAAGAUCGUGGCAAGCUUCAGGGGAAUCGCCAUUCAGAAUGUGCCACGCCGUGUGCUCAAGGUGAUUCUUAAUAACGAGAGUCGCAGCGUCCAGCCCAAAGGUACCAAUGCCGCUGCAAAGGCUGCACCUGUUGAGAAAGCGGAGCCUGCUAGCCUUAAGGCCAAGCCUACUGAGAAGGCUAAGCCUGCUGCAGCAAAGGCUGCUGCUCCCUCCAAAGCACUUCCAGCUCUAGCAAUCAUUGCUGAGGAGAGCGGCAUCUCCGAGUCGGACCUUGACGAUGAUACUGUAUUCGCCGAUGCAGGUAUUGACAGUCUGAUGGGUCUCACCAUAUCUGCUCGUUUCAAAGAGGAGCUUGACUUGGACAUCGACUUCAACUCUCUUUUCUACGAAUACCCUGCUGUCAAAGACCUCAGGAGAUUGCUUGGUGAUUCCGCCAGCGCGCCGGCAGCUCCAGCUGCUGAGAGCAAUGAAUCUGUUUCGGAGACCAGCAGUGACUCUGGUGCUGAGGUGACAAGAAACUGUUCUAGUGCAUCAUCUGAUGCAGGCACGGGCGUCACCACUCCCGACCGCGCACCAUCCUUACCAGAUCACGAGAAGAUUGCCACUGGCGCGAACUCUCAUGUCUUCCAGAGUGCUUUGUUAAUCAUCUCUGAGGAGAGUGGUGUGGCAUUGGAAGACCUCACUGAUGACACUGACUUCGCUGACAGUGGUGUUGACUCGCUACUCUCUCUCGUUGUCGUCAGCCGACUUCGUGAUGAACUCGAGCUCGACAUCCAGCACGAGUCGCUGUUCUUGGAAUGUCCAACAGUGCGUGAUCUCAGGAUCAUGCUGUGUGGAGACACUGCUGGCAGUGAUGAUCUGCCUCCACCACCUACCGAGGGAAUGGAGGAUCCUUCAAAGCCUAGCGGAGAUGCACAGUCAGAAGCUCGCCAGGUCUCCAUGAUUACUGAAGCGCAGAUUGCUGCUCUACCAGCUCGCAAGAAAGCUGUCGACGAUUUGGUCGAGAAAUACACAGCGGGUUUCAAGGCUCCGGUUCCCAACCCCAAUGGUGAAAUGCCAGCCCAGAAUGAGAAGGUCAUCCUCGUGACAGGUGCAAGUGGCAGUCUUGGAGGUCAUCUCACCUAUCAUUUGGCCCAGCUCGAACAUGUCAAGACUGUGGUUUGCCUCAACCGCGAGAACAGAAAUGAGAAGUACGCUCGCCAGCACAAGGCCAUGAAAGAGAAGGGAAUCCGCUUCCCAGAAGAGCUUAAGCACAAGCUCCGUGUCUUUCAGACUGAUACUAGCAAGCCGAUGUUUGGCCUUGAAAAGGCAGAGUACGAGAGCUUGACCAGUUCCGUCACGCAUCUCAUCCACAAUGCCUGGCCAAUGUCUGCUAAGCGACCACUUUCUGGCUUCGAGUCGCAAUUCCAAGUCUUCCGCAAUGCAAUUGACUUUGGCUGUGACAUCGUCUCCAAAAGACCAGCAGGCUUCAAGUUUGGAUUCCAGAUGGUUUCUUCCAUCGGCGUUGUUGGGCAUUACGAGCUUGAGAAUUACAGGCCCGGAACUGGCAUGAAACAGAUUGUACCAGAAGAGCGUGUUGGCAUCAACGCAGUCUUGACCAAUGGUUAUGGUGAGGCCAAAUGGGGCUGCGAAAGAAUGCUAGACGAGACCCUUCACAAGCAUCCAGAAAACUUCCGAACCAUGGCCGUCCGUCUUGGACAGAUCGCAGGCUCCAAGACAUCUGGGUACUGGAACCCAAUGGAACACUUCGGCUUCCUAGUCAAAAGUUCGCAAACCCUCAACGCCCUCCCCGACCUUGACGGCGGCCUCUUCUGGACCCCCGUCAACGACAUCGCUGGCGCCCUCUCAGAUCUUGUUCUCGCCGAUAAUUCCCCUUACCCCAUCUACCACAUUGAAAAUCCCGUUGGCCAAUCCUGGACCGACAUGACGAAGAUCAUCGCAGAAGCUCUGCACAUCGAGAACAUCAUCCCCUUCGAAGACUGGCUCGAAAAGGUGAAGAAUGCUCCGCAAAAGGACAAUCCGGCUUCCACUUUGUUGGACUUCCUCGAUGACAACUUCUUGCGCAUGAGCUGUGGUGGGCUUGUGUUGGAUUGUAAGAAGACUUUGGAGCAUUCGCCGAUUCUGGCGGCGUGCGGGCCUGUGAGUGAUAUUGUUGCGCAGAAGUAUAUACAGAUUUGGAAGGAGAUUGGCUUCUUGAAAUCUACUGCAGAAGACCGAGCGAAUCACAAGGAGAUCAGAGAACGUCUUUGGGGUUCAGCUCCUGCGGUGACAAAUCAGUGA